Messenger RNA from Erinaceus europaeus (western European hedgehog), 1153 nucleotides. It is a transcript of the gene HAUS2, whose product is annotated as HAUS augmin like complex subunit 2. NCBI's taxonomy places the organism in Eukaryota, Metazoa, Chordata, Mammalia, Eulipotyphla, Erinaceidae. Gene Ontology annotation, cellular component: HAUS complex; mitotic spindle microtubule; centrosome. Gene Ontology annotation, biological process: spindle assembly; microtubule nucleation; centrosome cycle. The coding region runs from base 48 to 755 and encodes 235 amino acids. The record is from RefSeq and is a predicted model, not a curated record. The transcript has 7 exons.
UGCGUUCCACUCACUCUCGGCGCCGCCCGGGGAGGUGGGGCCCGGCCAUGGCUGCCUCCAACCCUUGGGACUCGACUUCCGAGCCCAAUGCCGCCGGACUACUGCUGAGCCAUUUCCUGGCUUCGGGGAUGGUGACUGAGGAGAUGUUAAAUAUAUCGAAGAAGCCAGCUUCUUGCUUUGUGAAUUUUUCCAGAAGACAACAGAUUAUAAAUAUUCAAACUGAAAUCUCCCAGAAAAACCUGGAAAUCGAACUCCUAAAACUAGAAAAAGAUACAGCAGAAUUUGUUAAUCCUUCACUGUUAGCCAAGAAGUGUCAUGAUUUGCAAAGCAUGAAUAAUCAUUUGGAAGCCAUGUUAAAAGAGAAGCGGUCCCUCAGAGAGAGACUGUUAAAACCCACGUGCCAGGAAAACCUGCCCAUUGAAGCUGUUUAUCACAGAUAUAUGGUACAAUUGCUGAAGUUGGCAGUGUCUUUCAUUGAAAGAUUAGAAGCACAUCUUGAAACAAUCAGAGAUACCUACCCACAUUUAGAUGCAAACCUCAGGAAAAUGAGCAAAGCUCUAGAAAAGAUGGAUAUUUUGGUGACAAAGACAGAAGAACUGGCUGAGAAUAUACUCAAAUGGCGAGAAGAACAAAAGGAAGUUACUUCUUAUAUCCCCAAAAUAGUAUCUGAAGAAACUUUUCUUCAUAAACAUGACAUACUCAUUCCUACUUUGCCUUUCACUUCUGAAAUUCAUAUUCAAACUAGUAAUAAGUGAUUGUCAACUGCUUAUUCUUAUUAUAUGUAGUUAUGUGAUGUUUGUUUCUGUUCAGUAGUAGCAUAGAUACUUACAGGUUUUACUAUUUGAAAGGGUCUUCUUCAUAUUGAAGUACUAAGAUUCUAAGGUCAUUAAGAAAAACUGAAUUUCCCUUUGUUUUUAUAUCUUAAUCCCACUUUUUUCUCUUUACGAGAGCAUUGCUCAACUCUGGCUGAUGGUGGUACUAGGGAUUGAACCUGGGACCUACAGCCUCACGUAUGAAACUCUUGUAUAACCAUUCUGCUGUUUGCCCAGUCCUUAAUCCCAGUUUUCAAUGAAACUAGUAAACAUCAAUUAUAGUUUAACUGUGACAAUUUAUUAACAUGAAGACAUAAUAAAAUUUCAGGCUGCAGAUUCUA